AUGCCGAAAGCCGAAGCCGGGUCCGUGAAGGCCCUUUCCAAACAAAUGAAGAUGAAGGGCCUUCAGCGCCUGAGGUUCUAUUGCCAGGUUUGCGAAAGACAAAUGAGAGACGAAAAUGGCUUCAAGCAACACACACUCUCAGAGGCCCACGUCAGACAAAUGCAGCUAGUUGGCGAGGACCCUAAGAAAUACAUAGAAGGAUACUCUAAAGAUUUCCUUAGAGAUUUUGUUCAACUGCUUCGGACAUCAAAAGGCACAAAAUCAGUGCAAAUCAACCAGUUCUAUCAGACCUACAUCAGUAAUAAGGAGCAUAUACAUAUGAACGCUACGAAAUGGCCUUCCUUAACCGAGUUCGCGAAAUAUCUAGGACGCGAGGGGAUAGCGCGAGUCGAGGAGAAUGAGAAAGGGAUUCAUAUUGCCUGGAUAGAUAACUCGCCCGAAGCGCUAAGGCGACAAGCGGCCUUGCGCCAGAAACAAAUGCAAGAUAAAGGUGACGAGGAGCGCGAGCAACGAAUGAUUCGGGAUCAGAUACGUCGUGCCAAGAAAGAUACUGCUGGGCAAGACAGAGACGAAGAAGAGGAUGCCGAUGACGCCGCUGCUAAGGGGCUAGUACGACAGGAAGGCGAAAAGGUCAAGCUUUCUUUCGGAAUUAAACCUACUGCGCAGACCGAUACUGUUUCCCCAACACCACCAGCUUCGACAGAACCCCCGACUUCUGCGGCCGCUGAAGAGGAGACCUCGAAAGCUGAGCAAGCUGUAGAACCUGCAGCUACUGGCACUUCUGCGGGGAAACCUGCCCCUAUUUCCAUGAAGAUGACGGCGAAGCCCCAGACGAAGAAUGUGUUUGCGGCUGCGAAGAAGAAUGCCCUAGCAAGCGGACAGAAGAAGACUUCGGCGUUCGAGCAGCCGAAGAAGAUGAGCGAGGCGGAGCGGAUCAUGAGAGAGGAGCAGGAGAGGAAACGGUCACGCGAAUUCUCGGGUUCGGGGGGACCCUCAUUUAAGCGUCAAAGGACAUAA
Molecule: messenger RNA, 1017 nt
Organism: Xylaria bambusicola
Lineage: Eukaryota; Fungi; Ascomycota; Sordariomycetes; Xylariales; Xylariaceae
Product: domain of Kin17 curved DNA-binding protein-domain-containing protein
Exons: 3
Coding region: 1-1017 (338 amino acids)
Biological process (GO): DNA replication; DNA damage response
Cellular component (GO): nucleus
Molecular function (GO): double-stranded DNA binding
Source: RefSeq, a predicted model, not a curated record